Molecule: messenger RNA, 3639 nt
Organism: Penicillium daleae
Lineage: Eukaryota; Fungi; Ascomycota; Eurotiomycetes; Eurotiales; Aspergillaceae
Product: putative serine/threonine protein kinase
Exons: 1
Coding region: 1-3639 (1212 amino acids)
Biological process (GO): intracellular signal transduction; protein phosphorylation
Cellular component (GO): cytoplasm
Molecular function (GO): protein serine/threonine kinase activity; ATP binding
Source: RefSeq, a predicted model, not a curated record
AUGAACACAACGGAGCGCCGAUCUUCCACGGCUGGUCAGGAUCAUACCGACCAGCCGUCGACUCGAAAUGCUAGCGUGGAAGACUCCAAGCAGGAUUCCUGCCGAUCGGACGAGGCGUUGCAAUCACAAACACAAGAACGAGUGCCCGCACCUGCACCAGCAAACGACAAACACGAUGCUCGCACGACGACUAAACAAGCGCCCCUACCAUUCACCGCCGCCGACCUGUCCGAAGCCCAAGCAACCCUACGGCAAGCGUUCCCCCACGUGUAUACCUCGUCGCGGACCCCCUCGACCCGUUCCUCCUCGAGCUCGUUACAGGCGCUGAACGAGGAUACCGUGGUCGAUGCCCGCACACAACUGGCCAAUAUUGGACGAACUUCUCGACGGUCGUCUCGGCAUUCGGACCUGCAGCCUGAAUAUCCCGUCUACCCCGAUCAGUCAUAUGCCUCCCUCCAGUCACAAGUCCAUCCCACCUGGGGGCUGCCCCCACAUCUGCGCUCACGGAGCUCUUACUCGACCCCACCGGCCGUGGAGACGUUCCAUCGAUUCCCUCGUGUCUCGCGCACCGCGGGCAACACUCCCGUGUCGAGCCCCGGACUUUUCUCGAUGAGGAGUCCACGCUCGACACCACUGGGCUCUGACGACGAAGGCUUGAUCAGCAGCCCCUAUCUCCAUCCCUCACACUUGCAACCGCCCAAGGAAACCCACACCGCCGAGGUGGAUCGUGACUCGAAGACGGGCAACAAGCUCAUCAACCAAUAUGAGAUUCUAGAAGAGCUGGGACGGGGUGAACACGGGAAGGUCAAACUGGGUCAGCAUGUGACAACUAAGCAGAAGGUGGCCAUCAAGAUCGUCCAGCGUUACUCGAAGCGUCGUCGGUUAGGCAAACUGGGCAACCCGGAAGACAAGGUGAAGAAGGAGGUGGCUAUUCUCAAGAAGGCGCGGCAUCCCAAUGUGGUGAGUUUGCUGGAAGUCAUCGACGACCCAAACCGGCAAAAGGUUUACAUCGUGUUGGAGUAUGUUGAGAACGGUGAAAUCGUUUGGCGGAAGAAGGGGCUCCGAGAGAUCAUCCACGUCGACAAGCUUCGACUUGACCGUGAGAAGAACGGAGUCCCCGACACCCCGGCCUUCUUGGAAGAAAGCCAUCAGUUCAUCCGGACGGCGCAGCACCUUCGUCGGCAACGUGAAAAGGCACGAGAGCGCAUCGAAGCGCAGGCCGCCGACGCUCAACAAGGCCCCAUUCCCGCAUGGAGUCUGGAACACGGUGCAGAGUCAUCAGAUGAGGAAGAAGGAGACGGACUCUGCCUCACGGUGCGGCGGACUUCUACCCGAUCCAACCGAUCUACCGCGCUUGUGGAUGAGAGUUCUCCCAGUCAGUCUUCUGCCCAAGAUGCCCUGGCUGCGAUUGAAGGCAGCAUGUACGGUGCCUAUAUGGAUUAUCCCUUCGAGCGACGCUUCAGCACCGCAUCCAGCAGCUUUGGAUACGCUCCGUCUGAACCGGAGUGGUCUGCAGAUACAGAUGACAUGUCAUAUGUCCCUUGUUUGACUAUUGCUGAGGCUCGCAGUGCGUUCCGCGACUCUGUGCUUGGCCUGGAGUAUCUCCACUACCAGGGUAUUAUCCACCGUGAUAUCAAGCCGGCCAACCUUUUAGUUACCGGCAGUCAUCGUGUCAAAAUCUCCGACUUUGGCGUCUCUUACCUAGGACGACCCAUGCGUGAUGAGGAAGAGGAGCAGGUCACCGAGACUGAUGCUGCGGAACUGGAUGAUGCUCGAGAGCUGUCCAAGACUGUAGGGACACCUGCAUUCUACGCCCCCGAACUCUGCUAUACCGGUGACGAAUUUGUGGACGACAUUGGGUCGGUGCCCAAGAUCACCGGCGCUAUUGAUGUGUGGUCCCUGGGAGUCACGCUUUACGGAAUGAUCUUUGGUCGUCUCCCGUUCCUCUCCGACGACGAGUACAGCAUGUUCCAAACCAUUGUGAAGAAGGAGGUCUUUGUCCCACGAAAGCGUCUCAUGCCCGUGAUGGACGACAAUGACUCCAUUUCCAGCCAACGGAACUACCGCGGCGUCGAUGAGCUUGUUUACGAAGAGAUUGAUGACGAACUCUAUGACUUGAUCCGACGCCUUUUGACCAAGGACCCGAUCAAGCGAAUCACACUGAAAGAGAUCAAACAUCACCCCUGGACCUUGUAUGGUUUGCCCAACCCUCAGGCGUGGGUUGAAGAGACCGACCCCGGGUACCAGAGCAAGGGCAAGAGGAUCGAGGUUUCCAACGAGGAAGUCACCAGUGCCGUCAGCAAGGUACCUUUCAUCCAGCGUGUGCGCUCCAACGUCGCGAAGUGGUUCUCUGGCCGGUCCAAGGACAAGGAAGGUCGCAAGCGCAGCUCAAACAACUCAUCCGACACAUUGUCAUCUAUUUCGAGCACUAGUACAUUCGGAAAGACGUCGCGUGACAGCCGUCGAUCAAGUCUCCGUGGUGAUGAAGAAAUCUUCCGAACUUCCAAGCUUGCCACCCAUGGAGAGCACCCUCUUGCCCAGAGCGUUACAGCCAGCCCGGUGGAGUCGGGUGCGCCUUCGGCCUCUUAUUUCGAUGCCGCGCCCAUUCCCGAACUGAAGCCGACUGCCCUUGCUCCAACUAUGCCAACCCGACCAGGUCCACCUCGUCGCGCUAAAUCAUCCAUGUCUACUGCCGAAUCGACCAAGACUGUCAAGCAGUCUACCGCCGAGCCUAACACCUCUCGCUCGCGAACAGGCACGCCUUCUAUCAUUGAAGCCCUGGGAACGACGAAUUUCGGGAGUCUCUUCACCGGCGCCAGUCGGCGUGUCUUCACUGCUAGCCGUAGCAGACGUGGCUCGCUAUCUGGCGAUUCAGCUUCCCUGGCAUCUCUGGAUGCAGAGCGCCAUUCCGAACCGAGUCUCGCUUUGAGCAAUGCCUCUGCGAUCGGUCAAGUGCGGACAACGGGACUGUGGCAUUCUCAAGUCCCUUCACCGAUUGAAGGCGCAGGCUCCAUAUCCGCCCACCGACGGAACCGCUCCCAACAGCUCAUCGGCAAGUCUUCCGCGGAGUCUUUCCACCUCACCAGGGAUGCUCUGCUCCGCCGUCGGCGAAGCGACAUCGACACCGGGGCAGACGAGACUCACGCUCUUGCUAAUCGCGUUGACUACGCCAUGUACUCAACCGAAUCGCUCGCGCUCCCCACCACAGUCCCCGCUCACGUCCCCGCCCCUGAACCAGUGUGCUCCACCGAGGCUCCGAACAGGGGGCUUACCAACUCGACGCCGUCUGCAGCCACUAUCUCCUCUUCGUCAGCCGAUGACUUUACCAGCGGCAUGUCUCAGAGCGCGUCUCAUCCGAGCAUUCCCUCUGUGAUAUCAGGCGCCUCAUCUCUCUCUGGCGAUGGGUUGUACCUCGGAUUCAGGGAUAAGGAUGCAGACGACUCGAGCCAAGUCCCGUCCAUUCUCCGAACGGGGGAAACCGUCAAACCCCGCCGGCUAGACUCCCCGCGGCCAGAGGAAGAUGAGUCGAGGUACUACUGCGACGAUGAGGAUGAGACCGAGUCUGAAGACGAAGGCCUCGUGAUCGGCAAGAAGAAGCCUGCGCCUAAGCCCGUGGCAAAGCCUGCUGUUGGUUCUUGA